GUGGCGAGAUUUAAACCCCUUGCCUACUCUCUGCCCUUAAUCUUAUCUCUCCUGAUUACACAUCAUCACUUGUGAUCAUGUAAGAUUCCUGGACCUAGUAUGAAGUAAUGUGUAUGAAGACGGGAGGGGUCUGCUUAUCUGAAUCAAUAGAAUUACUGACUGGUGUCUCAUAUAACGUGACUGAUGUUACAGUGGGGAACUGAUAAUUCACUGAUCAUGGCUCAAUGCUCGUGUGUGCACACAUACAACUCAAUAUACCAUAUUGAUUAAAGAACCUGAACAGAAAGAACAGUGCAGUCCUGACAGGAUAUCUACGUGUCACAAAAUGCUUGAAGUUGCAGAUGAAACUGAUGUCCUGGUGUUGACCACACUGUCCGUGAUUCUGUUGGUCAUAUCUCUCAUCAUGGGACUUAAGAUUCGUUGGUUUCGCACUCAAAUGAAUAUGAAAGCAACUAACAGCAGCAGCGAACUAGAAUCAUUAUAUGGCGUAUACCGAAGUCAACCUACUGAAGUAUCAAGUUCAGCACCUCUGUUAUCUCUGUCACACAACAUAAUUGCAGGCAGUUCAUCAUAUAAAUCACAGAUAUCACUAUCUUCAGAACAACUACCAACACAUCCAUCAUUGUUGCAUAAGUCUAAGACUGAUUUAUGGAAGAAACCUCCAGCUUCUUCAAUAGAAAGUCCACCUGAGGAACCAUCACGACACAACCGCAAAUUUGAAGAUGGAACAAAAACCAAGUCUGCAUCUAGUAAAAACCCACUUUCCAUGCCCACAGAACAUAAUUCAGUACAUACUAAUUCACUACAAUAUCCCUCCGUGGGACAGACUCAGCCAUCAAGUCACAAAAAAAAGUCAUCAGAUGGAAACAAGAUAAAAUCCCUAUUUUCACUUACCAAGAAUCCACUUUCCAAACAGGAGAAACAUAACAAACCAACUCAUAAUUCAAUGCAAAUGAGUUCAUCAAAAAUUCCACCUCCAUUUGCAACUGUGGGACAAUCACAGCUAUCACAUAAUGAGGAAGAAGAUGCGGAUGGAAACAGACUGGAAGCUCCAUAUGCACCCAUUAAAAAUCCACUAGCCAAACCAGACAAACAAAUUAAACCUGUGGAGGUCAAAAAGCCUCCGGACUAUUUGGGGCAGAGUAUGAAGCCAAAAAGCAGAGUUCCUGUCUCUAAAGGUAUUCUGCAGAAGGUAAACCCACCACAACUUCCAACGACACAUGAUGACAGUUCAACUUCACUCACACUAACUGAUAAUAACAAUACAUCUCUCAAACAAACUGACAGAAGCUCAGCUUCUCUCAAACUGAAAACACCACUUCCGUUGCAUGUUUUAGAGCAGGAUGAAUCAGAGUCAGAAUCAUAAGACAAUCAACCAAAGACGAAACAUGGUGUUUCUGGUAACAGCGCUUCGGUCUGUGGGUACAUAUUGAGAGUACAUAUGAGAAGAGGUAAUUCAUCGAAUCCUGAAGGGAAUUUAUUACACUAAUAGAGUGGAGCCAAAUGACCCAUGUUUGUACUACACGGGCAACAGUGAUGUCUUAGGCCCCCCAUACACACACAGUUUGGCCUUCUGAUCGACCUUACAGGCAAAACUUUCAAAGUUUGCCCUCUCCCGUUCCUUCCCCAUACACGCGCAGAUAAACCGGCAUGCUUCAUGCCACAGUCACGGUCUUCCAGGCUAUAUUGCUGAAUCACACACGUCACAUGCUACGGUCCUGCAGGUAGAACUGACGGACUGAUGGGGUUCCUACAGGCCAACAGUCCAAACGAUUGGCCAGC
Messenger RNA from Cryptotermes secundus, 1782 nucleotides. RefSeq lists its product as uncharacterized. Bases 326 to 1366 code for a protein of 346 amino acids. The transcript has 2 exons. The record is from RefSeq and is a predicted model, not a curated record. Lineage: Eukaryota; Metazoa; Arthropoda; Insecta; Blattodea; Kalotermitidae.